Messenger RNA from Olea europaea var. sylvestris, 1920 nucleotides. RefSeq names its product transcription factor SRM1-like. NCBI's taxonomy places the organism in Eukaryota, Viridiplantae, Streptophyta, Magnoliopsida, Lamiales, Oleaceae. The record is from RefSeq and is a predicted model, not a curated record. Gene Ontology annotation, molecular function: DNA binding. The transcript is spliced from 2 exons. Bases 828 to 1706 code for a protein of 292 amino acids.
AUUUCCCAAACAAAAGAUUGCGGUAAUCCUAAUCAUCAGUCCUAGCCACAACCUUCACAUUAUAAAUUUUAAAUUCAACUGAUAAAUCUUGGUUUUCUGUUUGAAAAUAAUAAUCGAAAUCGAAAUGAUUUGAUGUCGGGUUUUCUUUUCGUUUUUCUCUUAUACCUUCUGCUUCAGCUAUAAUUUCUCUACUUUCACAUUUAUAUUUUACACUUUCGAACGAUUUGUAUGUGGUGUUUUUUGGUUCUUACGGCAGAAAACUGAAGUUAAUAGCCUCGGAAGUGGACUGUAAAAGUUGUGUAUAAUUCAUCUUUUAUUGUGGGGGUGUGCAGUCAAAACUGCUGCAUUAAAUUUAGGGCUUUUGCGGAGAUAGGUGAGGGCCAUUUUAAUGCCAUUUUUAUCCAUCUUAGACUUCUGGGCCUUUAUUGAAUUCACCUUCACCAAUUAAAGUUGUCUAUUUUCAUCUCGAUUCCUUUUCUUAACUCCAUUUAUUGUAUCUUCCAUUGUUGUUAUUGUUAUUAUUUCAUCUUGGGUUUUGUGGCUUUAGGAUAUGUUUGAUGGUCUAAUUAAACUCGUUUCCCUUCUCUUCUCUUCAUUUCAUAAGAUUACAGUUCUUGAAUCGUCAAGUUCUUAUUUAUAUUUAUGGUAACUGGUUUUCAGUGAAGUUCAUUUGCUUAUUUUGGAUUCUUAAUAUUACCCAGAUCCCAAUUUCUAGAUUAAGAUAUAAUUAUUGCAUCUCUUGUUUUAGAUUACUGAGCAGGAUUCAUUUAUCAUUUUUCUCUAGGAUAAAACCCCCAGUAUUUAAUAAAAAUAAAUAAAAAAUCUAGAUGCUGCCCGAUGAAUCCAGUAGCUCUGUAUGGAGUAGAGAGCAGGAUAUGCAAUUUGAAAAAGCAAUAGCAACUUAUCCCGAGGAAUCUUCGGAUAGAUGGGAGAAAAUUGCUGCCAAUGUUUCUGGAAAAUCGCUAGAAGAGGUUAAAGAUCAUUAUGAGCUUUUAGUUGACGAUGUUAAUAGUAUAGAGUCUGGUUUUGUGCCGUUGCCUUGUUAUAAUUCUUCUUCAGAUCGAACAACAAGCAAUGCUGGUGAGGAAGGAAUUUGUAAGAAAGGUGGGAAUUUUGAGCAUUUCAUUUCCAGUAAUGGAGGCAAGGGUUCCAGGCCAGAUCAGGAGCGACGCAAGGGAAUUGCUUGGACAGAAGAUGAACACAGACGGUUUCUUAUUGGCUUGGAUAAAUAUGGAAAAGGUGAUUGGAGAAGCAUUUCCCGGAACUUGGUUGUGACGAGAACUCCUACACAAGUUGCAAGCCAUGCUCAGAAGUAUUACAAUCGUUUGAACUCGAUGAACAAAGAUAGGAGGCGAUCAAGCAUUCAUGACAUCACCAAUGUUGACACUGGUAAUCCUUCAGUGCCCCAUCAUCCAAUCACUGGUCAAACCAACGGCUCACCUGCAGGAGGUCCGUCUGUCAAAUCGAACAUAUCAACACCUCAAACUGCAGAUGGUCCACAAGUUGGCAUGUACGGGGUGCCCACUAUUGGACAACCAAUAGGAGGGCCCCUUGUUUCUGCUGUUGGCACGCCGAUGAAUGUCCGGGUUAAUGAUUCAACAUCAGCACACAUUGCAUAUGGUGUUCCCGGACCAGUGGUUACUGGUGCUCCAGUGAACAUGGUUCCUAUGACUUACACAGUGCCACAGACUUCUACUCAGAGGUGAUCUGUUUGUAUAUGUACAUAUGCUACGAAGAGUGAACCAUAAUGUGCUCCGCAGUUGGCAAUAUGGUAUUUGGUUUUUCAAAUUUAAAUUCAUUAAAGUUCUGUGCAAAUUUGAAUCAAUGCUGUGUAUAAAGGAUACCUUUGUAAACAAGGUUACAAGUGGACUAUUUUUAUUUCAAAUGUUCGCCAAAGAAUUAAGAUUUUGGUUAUUUAGA